UGUUACCAGAAUGGAACCUGGGUAUCAACGACCACUGUUGCCAGCACAAGCUCCUGACACCCCUGAUGAGUGGAGUGAUGUUAUGGCUGAUAUUGAGAGAGUCAUCAUGCCUGGGGUGACUCACUGGCACUCCCCUCACUUCCACGCCUACUUCGCUGCUGGAAACAGCUACCCAGCUAUCUUAGCUGACAUGCUUAGUGACGCUAUCGGCUGUAUCGGCUUCACAUGGGUGAGUACUCACUACAUGGAAGAAAUCAGUUUACCUGGAGAAAGUUCCGGGGGUCAACGCCCCCGCGGCCCAGUCUGUGACCAGGCCUCAUGGUGGAUCAGGGCCUGAUCAACCAGGCUGUUACUGCUGGCCGCACGUAAUCCAACAUACGAACCACAGUCCGGCUGUGUGAUUGUAAAUAUGCAAAAUAAAUACCACAGUGAAAAAAUAAAAU
Molecule: messenger RNA, 443 nt
Organism: Cherax quadricarinatus
Lineage: Eukaryota; Metazoa; Arthropoda; Malacostraca; Decapoda; Parastacidae
Source: RefSeq, a predicted model, not a curated record